This is a messenger RNA of Eremothecium gossypii ATCC 10895, 969 nucleotides long. RefSeq names its product microtubule-binding protein BIM1 (gene BIM1). Gene Ontology annotation, cellular component: microtubule plus-end; spindle midzone; microtubule organizing center. NCBI's taxonomy places the organism in Eukaryota, Fungi, Ascomycota, Saccharomycetes, Saccharomycetales, Saccharomycetaceae. The transcript has a single exon. Gene Ontology annotation, molecular function: microtubule plus-end binding. Gene Ontology annotation, biological process: regulation of microtubule polymerization or depolymerization; spindle assembly; protein localization to microtubule plus-end. The record is from RefSeq and is marked provisional. The coding region runs from base 1 to 969 and encodes 322 amino acids.
AUGUCUGGGAUGGGAGAAUCGCGUACGGAGCUAUUGGGGUGGCUGAACGACCUGCUGAGGUUGGACUACACGAAGGUGGAGCAGUGCGGGACAGGCGCAGCGUACUGCCAGAUCAUGGACUCGAUCUACGGGGACCUGCCCAUGCACAGGGUGAAGUUCGACGCGCGGGCGGAGUACGAGUCGCUGACGAACUUCAAGAUCCUGCAGAGCUGCUUCACGAAGCACAAGAUCGAGAAGACAGUGUUUGUGGACCGCCUGAUCAAAUGCCGGUUCCAGGACAACCUGGAGUUUCUGCAGUGGAUGCGGCGGUUCUGGAUCCAGAAUAAAGACGAGUCGCCGUACGACCCGGAGUCCCGGCGGAAGAGCGUGAGGCCUGUGAGCAUGCGGGCACCCGCGCAGGCGCCGCCGUCACACGCGCCCAAGCGGCGUAGCCUGGCGACGUUUGCGGCUACGGGCACGGCGGCAGCGCCGCGGCCGCUACAGAAAGCGCGGGCGGCCGCGGGCGGGGCGGGUGGAGCGGUUGCGACGCGGGUGCCGUCGGGCGGCGCGCCUGCGCGCGGGACGGCGACUGCGGGCGCGGGCGAGCAGGUUGCCGCGCUGCAGGGCGAGCUGAGCGCGGCCGAGCACAAGAUAAACAAGCUGACACAGGAGAUGGUGCAGUACCAGGACGCGAUGAGCCUGAUGGAGCGUGAGCGCGACUUCUACUUCGGCAAGCUGCGGGACAUCGAGAUACUGGUCCAGUCCACGCAAGACCUGUUCAAGGAAGGAGUAUACAACGACGACCCGCAGGAGCUGAACCGCCUGUUGGGGAAGGUCAGCCAGAUACUGUAUUCUACGGAGGAGGGGUUCGAGGUGGCCAACGGCGCCGACGGCAACGAAGAGUACGACGUGGAGGCGGGGACGAGGAUGGAAAACUGUGUGGAGGGACAGGUCCUGCAUAACCUUAUUACCGACGAUGAAACCUUUUGA